UCGGAACGGUUCAGUAACUACACAGCCGUAUGUUCUGUAUGCUUCAAUAAGCACAGAGAACAUUAGCGCAUGACUCUACUGAAGGACUUCUUUUCUUCAUAGCAAUCAAAGAAUAAGUAUUGAAAUGUUUGGUAUAUUUCACUUCUGUUGAGAAAUACUUGCAUAUUAGCAAACAAGCCUGAGCUGAGUGGUUGUUAAUAACAGCGGUGGACAGUCUGUGAGUUUUGUUCAUUAUAGACACAUCUGAGUCUGUAAGUAAUUCUGAUAAGAGACCAUAAGACUGAGAGCAGUGGUCAGUACUAGCAUUCAUGAAUAGUCCUGAUAUCAGCAGACACUACUCUGGGUAACAGAGGAAAGCAUUGACAGACGCAGACGGUAAGGAGGGCAGAGGGAAGCGGUGAUAAACAGUUCUGAUAUCAACCCUUCACAUAAGGAAUUAAAAUACAUUGAGAAGUUUGGUGCAUGUUCACUCGGGUCGAGAAAUACUGGCAUAUUAGUAAACAAGUCUGAUCCAACUAAAAGUGGACCGUCUAUGUGCUUUUGUGAUUUAUGGACACACUUGAGUGGUGUAAUUGACACUGAUAAAAGAACAUUGGACUAAGAGCAGUGGUCAAUAUUGACAUUUAUGAAGAGUGUUGGCAUCUGCGGACACUGCUAGAGUAAAGUAUUGAUAGUAGAAGAGAGUAAGGAGGGCAGAGAAAAAGUUGUGACGUUAAUGAACAGUCCUGGCAUCAAUUGCAAACAUAACCAGCUAAAGUGUAUGGGCGACCCUCUACCUCAGUGAAAAAACAAGAAUGUUCCAGUUCCCUUUCACCUGUUCAGCUGUGAUAACAGUGCUGUUGCUAAUCCUUACAAAAAUUCUGGCCGUUAACUCUAAUGAGGAAUUUGAUGAAGCCUACUACAAACGUUUGCCUCCUGGUUAUUCUUAUGGUUACCUUCAUACAUUUGAAGCAGAAAAAUUCUAUCAAAGACCAAGUCUACUGGAAUGUAGUGCCAUUGCUCUAAACAGCCAAUCACAAUACUUUACUUACAACAAAGUCAGCCAUGUUUGUAAGAAUUACUCACCGAAAAAUCUAAUGACAGUCGUCAGCACAAGUGACAGCAACGAGAUUUCCUUCUAUAGAAGUAGCCAGUGGAUAAGAGUAUAUGCCAUAUCAAUGGGAGCUGGUUCGAAAGUCUAUGAUUCAUUUCUGAAGAGAGGAAGUCCUUCAUCCUGGAAUGUGGACAAAUGCAUUGGUACCUUUUGUCCCAACUUCUUCCGACAUCCUUUGCUCGAUUUCUGGAACCAUCUUCCAAUUGAUGAGGUGAAACUGGUGAUUUAUAAAAACCAAACAAGUGUAGUUAAUAUCGUGUUUGAUGGACAAAGUUCAACCCUUGAAAACUGGUUCUCCCUUGGGAAGCUGAAGAGUUCUCCUUGGCCCGAUAUACCUCAAAGCCCUGUGUAUAUGUUCUCCAUGGCUGGAUUCCUAGGCAUACGUCGCUUCUAUAUUGCAUCCGAACAUUCAGGCUGUGAUACAGAUCGAGGUUGGUUGACUGUCAUCGAAAGUUACCAACGUUGCACAUGGCAGAUAUUUCCUAAUUAUCCUAGAAUAGUCUACUCUGAGGGAAAUUCGAGAAUCACAUGGUUUGAUGGAUAUGCAGAAGGUGAUUCCAUGGCCAUCUUCAUCCGCUUGAAAUCUAAUUAACCAAUCGAAAAAUCUCCUGUUGUUGACGUCCAUCUAUACAAGAUGACCACCACCACUGACCUAGUGUCAAAUAUUACAAGUUAAUAAAAACCUCACAAUAAUCA
Molecule: messenger RNA, 1789 nt
Organism: Octopus bimaculoides (California two-spot octopus)
Lineage: Eukaryota; Metazoa; Mollusca; Cephalopoda; Octopoda; Octopodidae
Source: RefSeq, a predicted model, not a curated record